UGGCCGGGCACCUAUAGGUGUCCGCGGGCCCUCAGCCGCCGCACUCACGGCGGGAGCUUCCUAGGCCGAUUGGGCUCUGCGCAUUCAGCCACCGAGUCCGACCCUCCGCGCGGCCCGCGCUGUCCUGCUCGUCCUCGCCACCCGGCACGCACAGCCCGGCCCCAGUAUGACGGACCAGGCGGCCUUCGACACGAAUAUCGUCACCCUGACCCGCUUCGUCAUGGAGGAGGGCAGGAAGGCCCGCGGCACCGGCGAGAUGACCCAGCUGCUCAACGCGCUCUGCACCGCGGUCAAAGCCAUCUCCACGGCCGUGCGCAAGGCGGGCAUCGCGCACCUCUAUGGAAUUGCUGGCUCUACCAACGUGACGGGUGACCAAGUGAAGAAGCUGGACGUCCUCUCCAAUGACAUGGUCAUUAACGUGUUGCGGGCAUCCUUUGCGACCUGCGUCCUGGUGUCAGAAGAAGAUAAACACGCCAUAAUUAUAGAACCUGACAAAAGGGGUAAAUAUGUGGUCUGUUUUGACCCCCUUGAUGGAUCCUCCAACAUCGAUUGCCUUGUGUCCAUUGGAACCAUUUUUGGCAUCUACAGAAAGAACUCUACCGACGAGCCUUCUGAGAAGGACGCCCUGCAGCCGGGCCGGAACCUGGUGGCGGCUGGCUAUGCCCUCUAUGGCAGUGCCACCAUGCUGGUGCUGGCCAUGGCCUGUGGGGUCAACUGCUUCAUGCUGGACCCGGCCAUUGGAGAGUUCAUUUUGGUGGACAAGGAUGUGAAGAUCAAAAAGAAAGGGAACAUCUACAGCCUCAAUGAGGGCUACGCCAAGGACUUCGACCCUGCGGUCACUGAGUAUGUGCAGAGGAAGAAGUUCCCCCCGGAUAACUCAGCCCCCUACGGCUCCAGGUAUGUGGGCUCCAUGGUGGCUGAUGUCCACCGCACCCUGGUCUACGGAGGGAUCUUUCUGUACCCGGCUAACAAGAAGAGCCCCAAAGGGAAGUUGAGACUACUGUACGAAUGUAACCCAAUGGCCUACGUCAUCGAGAAGGCGGGAGGAUUGGCUACCACUGGGAAGGAAGCUAUACUGGACAUCGUUCCCACUGACAUCCACCAGAGGGCGCCAGUCAUCUUGGGGUCCCCGGAAGACGUGACUGAGUUCUUGGAGAUAUAUAAGAAGCAUGCUGCCAAAUGAAGAGCUGACCUUGCCCGCCCCCUGCACCGCCCCCCCACCCCCCGCCCAAAAUAUUGCCUUUUAUCUGGACUUUUAUCUGACACGGCGCUACUCCAUUCUGACUGCAUUAUACAUUCCUAGGCAGCAGAAAUAGAAAGCACAGAUAUCUUCACCAUCAAGUUCUGUGUAAUGCCUGGUGCUGCCUAACCAAAAUGCUAUCUAUAUAACGCUACUGAUGAUCAAGAUAUAUUUUGAAUAGAUAGAGGAGAAAUAAACCUAUUUUUCCUUUUUCUAAAAA
Molecule: messenger RNA, 1460 nt
Organism: Myotis daubentonii (Daubenton's bat)
Lineage: Eukaryota; Metazoa; Chordata; Mammalia; Chiroptera; Vespertilionidae
Gene: FBP1
Product: fructose-bisphosphatase 1
Biological process (GO): fructose 6-phosphate metabolic process; gluconeogenesis; fructose 1,6-bisphosphate metabolic process
Cellular component (GO): cytosol; cytoplasm
Molecular function (GO): fructose 1,6-bisphosphate 1-phosphatase activity
Source: RefSeq, a predicted model, not a curated record